This is a messenger RNA of Daphnia carinata, 5555 nucleotides long. RefSeq names its product protein MON2 homolog (gene mon2). The transcript has 28 exons. NCBI's taxonomy places the organism in Eukaryota, Metazoa, Arthropoda, Branchiopoda, Diplostraca, Daphniidae. The record is from RefSeq and is a predicted model, not a curated record. Bases 210 to 5285 code for a protein of 1691 amino acids.
AAAGUACUAUGUUUUUCCGUGUUCAGCCAAUAUGAGAAAAGGUCACUAGACAGCACCCAGCGUACUGCAAUUGGUCAUUGUAGUAACGGGUAUUAAUUGAGUUUUGUACUUGAAUCGGUUUGUAUGGAUCCCAUCAGAAGCUAACCAAAGCAGUCUGAUCUUUGUCGGUAGAAGCUAUAAAAUAAAAGUAGGCUGAGAUCCAUAACGAAAUGGAAAAAGACCAAGUAAACAGAAUACUUGAAGGGCUUCACAAUGAUCUGAAAACAUUAAUAGUAGAAACAAGAAAAAAAUACACAUCAGUUAAAGAGGCAUGUGAAGAAGUGCUGACAAAACUAAAAAAUCCUUACAGUGGCUCUCAACUGACACUUCAAUCUCUACGAAACAUUACUAACCCAGCCCUGUAUCCCCUUAUUCAAGGAUGUGAAACUAAAGACCCAAAAUUAACAAAAGUUUGCUUAGGAGCCAUCCAAAGAUUUGUCACCUAUGAUUUACUAGAUGAGAAAGGAGCUAAAUAUGUCAUUAAUGUCAUGUGGCUUUUGAUGGAGAACAGCAUUGAUGAAGUUAAAGUUCUUCAAACUGCUGCAUUAUUGCUUACCACUAGCAAUUUAGUACGAGGAGAUUCUCUGUCCAAGUGCUUGGUACUUUGCUUCCGACUUCAUUUUGCAAAAGAUACUACAAUUGGAAACACGGCUGGAGCUACAGUUCGCCAGCUUGUAUCGCUAGUGUUUGAAAGGGUGGUUAUAGAAGAUGCCUCAUCGAAUGAGGAAGCGCCCGUGACAGGCGAUAACAACUUUUCCGAUGGAAACAAAGAAUUUACUAAAUUACCAGAUUCUCCGCUAAAGACGCUAAAUCCAAUUGCGCAAGAUGCAUUUGCUCUUUUUCAAGACCUAGUUAUGCUAGUCAACGGUGAUCAACCAUCCUGGCUGGUCGGCAUGACUGAAAUGACACGAACAUUUGGGAUAGAAUUAUUGGAGAAUAUUUUGUCUACCUUCUACAGCGUUUUCUUCAAGCACCAGGAAUUUAGCUCGUUACUGAAAGAGAGAGUAUGUGCAUUGGUGAUCAAAUUAUUCUCCCCUAAUGUGAAGUCACAGUAUCGACUUGCGAUCGGCCAUCAGCAACAGCAGUUACAGGCGCAGCAACCCAUAACAACAGACAAACCAUUUUUCCCUGUCAGCAUGCGACUGUUGAGACUAGUGUCGGUUUUGGUUCAGAAAUAUUAUUCAUUGCUGGUUACAGAGUGCGAAAUUUUUCUGUCGUUAAUUAUAAAAUUUUUGGAUCCUGAUAAACCGGCAUGGCAGAGAGCAUUGGCUUUGGAAAUCCUUCAUCGUUUAUUGGCUCAGCCCUUAUUGGUGAAAUCUUUUUGUCAAAGCUAUGAUAUGAAACCGCACGCAACAAACAUAUUCCAAGACACGGUCAAUUCUCUUGCUGCUUGCAUACAGUCGCUGUUUGUGACGACUCCUCCCGGUCUUGCUUCUUCAGCUCAAGUGGCCUUGACCGGAUCAACCUCCUCUUCCGCGCCGUUGAUCAACAACGUUAGCAUUGGACCGGGAAUCACUCCUCAAGCUGGCUUUUAUUAUCGCGGCGUUUGGAUACCAAUAUGCACAGCGUUCACUAGCGGGCAACCCAAAGCUACAUUUUUGGAAAUGCUGGACAAAACGGAUCCUCCAGGCAUUCAAGAUGGUUAUUGUAUGUCUGUCGCAUACGCUUGCCUGCUGGAUGUUAUCAGAUCUAUUUCACUUGUGGUACAAAACACGCCUAGCGCAACAAGCGACUUGUCGGCAUCAUCGGAUAGAUUUCCAAACGAGAAGGCUGUCGUUGACGAUGACUCUUUUAGCAUACAGCUGGUAAACUCUAGCUGGUGUGGAUUACUAGCAGCUUUAACCCUACUACUUGAGGCUAGCACUGAUGAAACGAGCACGGAAAAUGUACUAAAAUCUCUACAGACAUUCGCCAGUGUUAGUGGCCGUGUUGGAUUGACGACACCUCGGGAUGCUUUCAUAACAGCUCUGUGCAAAGCAUCGCUGCCGCCGCACUACACUUUAACUGUUCUAAACGCGUCCUCCCCAGGAACUGUCACUAAUCGAGUCACGCAGCCUAGACCACAGAACACGGAAAGCUAUAACCAGCAUAUCGGCAAUGCUGGAGGAAAUACAAAUGCUAAUAUCGAGACCGAAUUCCGUCAGCAUUUGAUCGUGGCUGUCGGCUCUCCGUUACCUACACCUUCACAACCGGCAGGAUCUCAGCAGGGACCAGUUGUUUUAACAGCAAAAAAUCUGCAAUGCAUGCGUGCCAUCUUGAGUGUAGCCCAUUGCCACGGCGCCGUGUUGGGAUCCGCCUGGCACAUGGUUUUGACCACUUUACAGCAUCUGGCUUGGAUUCUGGGUUUGAAACCCUCCAGUGGCGGUUCUUUAAAAUCGUCACGACCGUUGAUGGAAUCUAGUUCCGCAACGCUAGUGCCAAGCACGGCUGCGGUGUUGGCUGAUUUGCCCGUCCUUUCGUCGAUGUUAAGUCGUCUAUUCGAAUCAAGCCAAUAUCUAGAUGACGUGGCUUUACACCAUUUGAUCGACGCGUUGCGCCAGCUGUCACAGGAAGCUCUAGAAGUAGCUUAUUCCAACCGGGAGCCCUCACUUUUUGCUGUAGCAAAACUGUUGGAAACUGGCCUUGUAAAUCUGAACAGGGUAGAAGUUCUUUGGCGUCCUGUAACAAAUCACCUGCUGGAAGUCAGCAGCCACCCGCUUAACCGCAUGAGAGAAUGGGGAAUAGAGGCCAUUACUACGUUAGUUAGAUCAGCAAUUCAAUAUGAAUAUUCUACUCCUUUAAAAGAAAACCAGAGGUUGCAAACGCUGUUAAUAUCGCCAUUAAAUGAGCUGUCUAGUACCAGUUUUGCAGAUGUGCGGCAAAAGCAAGUUGAUUGUGUGCUGCAUUUGCUGCACAGCUCUGGUGACAUAAUCUCUUUUGGAUGGCCUCUGUUUCUUAAUAUUAUAGGAGCUAUCAACAAUUCUCAAGGAGAAAAUUCAGUACGCUCAGCGUUCCAGUGUUUACAGUUGGUGGUAACGGAUUAUCUCCCUGUUUUACCAUGGAACUGCCUGCCUUUAGCAGUCGAAACGACCGGAAAAUUUGGAUCACAAACACAGGAUCUCAACGUUUCUCUCACAGCAAUUGGUCUUAUGUGGAAUAUAUCCGACUAUUUCUACCAAAAUCGAGAAAUACUACGUUCGUCAUUGUGCGACGAGAAAAAUAAGGUUUUCCCAGAUUUUCCUGGAGUGCCAAACAUGGCCGCCUUUGACAAACUCUGGAUGUGUUUGUAUACCAAACUCGGCGAAUUAUGUAUCGAUGAACGGCCAGCAGUUCGUAAAUCAGCUGGUCAAACACUCUUUAGUACUAUUGCUGCUCACGGAGAUCUUCUGCACCAUAGCACUUGGCAGGCCGUGGUGUGGCAGGUUCUUUUUCCCUUGUUGGAUAACGUGAAAAAACUUUCGGGGCAAGCAAGUGAUGUAAAGGUGGAUACGUCCGGAAGUAUGCUUAUACAUCAUUCACGUAAUACAGCACAAAAGCAAUGGGCAGAGACUCAGGUGUUGACUCUUUCUGGCGUUGCCCGUGUAUUCCAGACCAAGCGGCCCAUGCUGCAGUCAUUGGACGAGUUUUCUAGAGCUUGGAUUCUGUUGCUUGAACAUAUUGAAAAUUCAGCGUUGAGUAAAAAUUCAGAGGUUUCGUUGGCUUCGUUGAAAGCGUUUCAAGAUGUUCUGUCGACGACAACCAAGUGCAAUUCCAACGAAUCCAAUGGCACUGGUUGCCACGAUGAUUUCAUCUGGAACGUAGCAUGGAAAGCCUGGCUUCAAAUAGGAACGCUUGCCACAAGUCCGCAAAAAGAAGAGCGAGUGACUUAUAUUCCGUCACAGCCAUUCCUGACUGCCUUAGUUCUUAUAUUUCCUGGGCUCUUCCAACAUGUAAAAUCUAGGUUCGGAUCGGACAAUCUUCAAAUGUUAUGUACCGUCCUUCAAUCAGCAGUCAGCGUCCCCGUACAUGGUGAAGCUUCUCCUUUUAUUCUUCCAUCGGUGAACGACCCUGUGCUAACCCCACUUCAGGAAGGAGUCUUACUCUGUAUGGAUACACUGCAGCGGGACUUUGUUUCUGGGAAUGAGCUAAUGAAAUCUAUGAUACCAGCUCUCUUUAAUCAACUUUUGGUCUUUGCCGGUUUUGCGUGUCAAGCUCCUACAUUCGGACAACUAAAAACUAAAUCGGUGAACUCUUUCAAGGGAAUGCAGUCCGCAGAAUGGGUUACAUUAAACUACGUUCCGUUUGGAGAAAAGUGUUUAACUAUGGCUGUCCAUUUGUAUGGAAAAACGUGCCAAGAGGAAGUCGUUAAUCAGUCUCAAGUCCUGACCAGUAUUAUUCGAUGCCUGCGUUUACCCCUUAGUUUGAAGUAUGAUUGCACUUCUCAAACAACUUGGCGGCUAGCGGUUCAUUCUCUACUGCGCGUGCUUCGUCUAGGACUACCAAUGGCCCGGCACAAGACUGACAAUCAUGAGAAUAAUCCGAAUUUACAAGAAACCAUGCUACCGCUUUGGACUGAAAUAACCCUAGCGCUAGACGAAUUUCUCUUCCCCAAAAGCGUUCCUUUGGCCAAUCAAACACCGGAAGAAAUUCAGUCGGACGAACUAUUAGAUUGUCAAGUAAUGGAAUUGAUCCGGGACGAAAUUCUGCCGCAAUCUACUUUCUAUCCGCCGCAUUUCAUUUCGAAAAUAAUGGGACUGCUGAGCAAGGGGUCCAUUCAUUUCGUCCCACCGGUAGAUAGCGAAACUGGUUCUAAGCUGCGCGAAGAAUUUGCCCGCAUCUGCUUUGAAGUGUUGUUGCAGUUUUCGUUGAUCCACGAAGAGCAAAGACAGCUACAAGAACAAAACAAAAUGUCUACCAGCCAAUCCAGCCAGGUUACUAAUCAGCUCGCCAUCACCGCACUACUCGAUCGAUUUCAUAAGGUCCUUGCCGCCUUUGCUCAAGACGGUAAAACUGGUGGUCAAUGCCCCAUGCCAAGGUAUCGCACUGCUGAAAUUGCAUUCACUCUACAAGGUCUUUCAUCUCUAAUAUCCGCUCUAAAGAAGAUUCCAACCAAUAAAGUGAACCCUUUGACUUGGAGGCAACUUAUAUCUCUGUAUCCGCACUUGGUUGAACUGACGGCCGUAGAUUCAGCUCGGAUUGGACGAAAUCUCCGCGAUGCACUUUGUCAGUACUCUGAUUUGUUACAGCCGCCAGUGGCCAGCGGUCUACCUUCAAUCAACGGAACUUAACAACGUGGAGGCUCAGACCACGUAGUUCAAUCGAAUUUCAAUCAAGAGAAUGGCCAUUGAAAAAUUGAUCCUCUCUUCCCGCCCAAUCAGAAGCGCGUGAUUCUCCCUUUUUUUAUUAUUUUUUUUCCCUGUAUCGUUCCAUGGUUCUUUUUUUUUUCUUUUUUUGUUGCUGUUGUUGUUAUCUUAGCGUGUUUCAUAUUGUGCCAAGUGGUUGGCAACAAUAAUGUAGGCCACGUCGUUGAAAUAUGGUUCUUGGUCUGUAUUCCCAAU